This is a messenger RNA of Daktulosphaira vitifoliae (grape phylloxera), 644 nucleotides long. RefSeq lists its product as uncharacterized. Bases 187 to 546 code for a protein of 119 amino acids. The record is from RefSeq and is a predicted model, not a curated record. NCBI's taxonomy places the organism in Eukaryota, Metazoa, Arthropoda, Insecta, Hemiptera, Phylloxeridae. The transcript is spliced from 5 exons.
UGUGGAUUUAUUCAGCUGAGAAAAAAUUUAUCUUAUGCUAUUGAGUGUAAAAAUGAUCUAUCUCUGUUUUAUGGAUGUAUUAAAAACCAUCAAAAUAUUAUAAGAGUUGGGAAUAAUAUUUGCAAUACUUAUUCACCAGUGUUUUCUUUAUUUUUGGCAUUUUUUAUAGUUGAAAAUACUUCAAUUAUGGUCAUGGUCAUUUGUAUUCCAAAAAUGCCUUUAAUGAUGAAAUUAUCUCCUAUGUGUCAUUUGUGUAUGUGUUUGACAACAUUAUACAUAUCAUGUAAUGUAGGAUCCAGCUUAGAAGAAGAGUCAACUAAAAUUGGGAAAGAACCUUUUGGAAUUUGUAUUCUUAACACAUCAAUUUUAACUAUAAAACAAAAUUUGCUGCUUUUAAUAUUAGGGUCGUAUACACCACUCAGAUGUAAAUGCAUAUUUCAACCUACAGUAUGGAUGAACAAUGCAACGUAUGCAAGCUUUUUCAGAUUUUCAUUCUCGGUACUACUAGCGACUAAAAAAAUCGUAAAUAAAGGAAUUGUAGACUAAUAUUUGAUUUUUAAAACUAAUAUAGUCUUUAUAUAUGUAAUAUUGAUUAAUUUUUUAUUUCAAUAAUAGAUUUUAUAAUAAAUAUGAAAUAUUACAAA